AUACUAGGUUGAUAGUUCAUUUUUUUCAUUUAAGAUUGGGAACCAAACCAUUCCCACGUUACGAUGACAUGAGUAUUAUGUUUGACAAAGAUGGUGCAUAGAAUUGGAAGUAAAAACGCAUAUAAAAUUGAUAUCAAACGCUUUCAAACAAGUAGAAGAAUGAUAUCGGAUCGAGUUCGGAAGAGUACUACGUCCCAUAACCACUGCUACCAUUUGAUACUAUCAGCAAGGUGUUAAUAGAGGAGAUGUCGAAAACGCCAACCUUCCCAAUUACUUUCACCGGCUCAUUUAAAUCAAAUGUCACAAUCAAUUCAGCCGCGGAAACCCGCUAACUGUUCAAUUGGGGGCACGAAAAAGUUGCUGAAGUGCUAUGAACACUGCUGUGGUUGUCCAUCAUUGAAGAUGAGAAAUGGGUGGGACCCGAAACCGAUACGUGUCUGUUCGUUGCUUCACGCGAUCAUGUAGUCAAGCUCCAUUGAUAUUGAAGAUGAAGUUAUAUGAUCGCAACCCUCCUCCGAUCUGGGUUUGUUCCAUAAUCUCUUAUUUUCUCCUCUGUUUGAAUAUCAAAUAUGGUUUUGACAACAGUAGCAGACUCCGGCGAUUCUGUGAACUGCACUUUUGGCUCCAGAUAUGUCCGCUCUCCGCCGCCGAAGUUCAAUAUGGGGGAGAAAUCGAUACCCAAAGAUGCAGCGUACCAGAUCAUACACGAUGAGUUGAUGCUUGAUGGGAUACCCAGGUUGAACUUGGCCUCCUUUGUUACCACAUGGAUGGAGCCUGAAUGUGAUAACCUGAUCAUGGCUUCUCUCAACAAGAACUAUGUGGACAUGGAUGAGUACCCUGUCACCACUGAGCUACAGAAUCGAUGUGUGAAUAUGAUAGCUCGCCUGUUUCAUGCCCCCAUCGGAGAAGAUGAGGCUGCUGUAGGUGUAGGGACUGUGGGAUCAUCAGAGGCUAUUAUGCUGGCGGGUCUUGCUUUCAAGAGGCAAUGGCAGAACAAAAGAAGAUCUCAAGGCAAGCCCUGUAAUAACCCCAACAUAGUCACUGGAGCUAAUGUGCAGGUGUGUUGGGAGAAGUUUGCUAGGUACUUUGAGGUUGAGCUGAAGGAGGUGAAGCUUUCUGAAGGGUUUUAUGUUAUGGAUCCUAUGAAGGCUGUUGAACUUGUGGAUGAGAACACCAUUUGUGUUGCAGCCAUUUUGGGAUCCACUUUGACAGGAGAGUUUGAGGAUGUAAAACUCCUUAAUGAACUGCUCUCUAAGAAGAAUAAGGAAACGGGUUGGGAUACCCCAAUUCACGUCGAUGCAGCCAGCGGCGGGUUCAUAGCUCCGUUCCUUUAUCCCGAUCUCGAGUGGGAUUUUCGGUUGCCUUUAGUGAAGAGUAUCAAUGUCAGUGGCCAUAAGUAUGGGCUUGUUUAUCCUGGUGUUGGAUGGGUUGUUUGGAGGAGUAAAGAGGAUCUUCCUGAUGAGCUUGUGUUCCAUAUUAACUAUCUUGGUUCUGAUCAACCCACCUUCACUCUUAACUUCUCUAAAGGUUCUAGCCAAAUCAUUGCUCAGUAUUAUCAGUUCAUACGGCUCGGUUUCGAGGGAUACAAAAACGUGAUGGAGAACUGCAAGGAGAAUGCAAGAGUGUUGAAAGAAGGAAUAGAGAAGAUGGGAAGGUUUGAGGUAGUUUCCAAGGAUGUUGGAGUACCCCUAGUUGCCUUCACUCUCAAAGACAGCAGCAAGCACACCGUGUUCGAGAUAUCCGAGAACCUAAGGAGGUUUGGAUGGAUCGUGCCAGCUUACACGAUGCCACCGGAUGCUCAGCACAUCGCCGUGCUACGUGUCGUGAUCAGGGAGGACUUCAGCCGGAGUUUGGCAGAGAGAUUGAUCUCGGACAUCGAUAAAGUCCUGAAGGAAGUCGACGCGCUGCCGGUUCGGGUGGCUGUGAAAGCAGCAGCAGAAGAAGAUGGUGAGAGAAUUAUAAAGCAUGUGAAGAAGAGUGAUAAGGAGAUUGAAGGAGAAAUAGCUGCAUAUUGGAAGAGGCUUGUGGAUGGCAAGAGAACUGGUGCCUGCUAGUGUGCUUGCUUGCUUGCUUAAGUCAGCUCUGUGUGUUGGCUUGCCUGUUUGAUUGUCUUCAGUUUUCUUGUUUCUGGUGAAUUUUGUGUUUGUGACUUUGAGUACUGAUGGUAUGAUGAAAGAGAUGAACUAUAAUGUUUCUAUUUACAACUUUGCCUA
Cucurbita pepo subsp. pepo (vegetable marrow) is the source of this 2213-nucleotide messenger RNA. Its product is annotated as glutamate decarboxylase. Gene Ontology annotation, cellular component: cytosol. NCBI's taxonomy places the organism in Eukaryota, Viridiplantae, Streptophyta, Magnoliopsida, Cucurbitales, Cucurbitaceae. The record is from RefSeq and is a predicted model, not a curated record. Gene Ontology annotation, molecular function: glutamate decarboxylase activity; pyridoxal phosphate binding. Gene Ontology annotation, biological process: L-glutamate catabolic process.